Molecule: messenger RNA, 2139 nt
Organism: Thecamonas trahens ATCC 50062
Lineage: Eukaryota; Apusomonadida; Apusomonadidae
Exons: 1
Coding region: 1-2139 (712 amino acids)
Source: RefSeq, a predicted model, not a curated record
AUGUACUAUGCUGUGGCAGUAGCAGUGGCUAUGACCAUGGUGGCACUCACAGUUGCAUCUGCAGCAACGUUCCCCACUGCCUGGAAGCAGUCGUCGCCUGCCUACACCGCCCUGGACCUCAUCGCCGUUGCCUGCUCCUCUUCUCGCUGUGUGCUCCGUGCAGGGACGGACGAAACGGAUGCCGUGUACCCCACCCUUCUUUGGCUGCCUGCCGGUGCAUCGGUGGCACAAGCUCCACCGUCGGCGGUCUCCACGCUCGCUUCUCUCGAGUACUCGCUCUCCACCAACGUCCUGUCGUCGUCGCUGGUGGUCCUCGAGAGCGCGGCCUCGUUUUGCGCUGCCGUCUCCCGCUUCCCGAUGGAGGGCACAAGCUUCUUUGUCUUUGACGGGCCGAGCUCGGCCGGGUUGGCCAAGCCGACCGCGAGCGUGCCCGACUCGUGGCCCGGCGCGCUGGCCGCGUCGCCGUCGUCGGAUGUCGUGCUCAUGACGCCGACCGACCCGACAUACCCGCCAAACGCCCCUCCUCCGACGACCAACGCGUUCUACCUCUCUCCCGGUGGGUGCCAGAGCUGGAAGAAGAUCGACUCGCCGUGGGCACCCUCGGCGGCUGUGCCUCGCGCCGUCGGCCUUGCUGAUGGCUGGGCCAUUUAUGGCUACGAGCUCGGCGCGGCCGACGCCUACGAGAUCACUCUCGCGCCGCUGGAUGUGGCGUCGUCUGCGCAGUUUGUCAACGUCACUCUGCCGCUGGCGCGGACAAGCAAGCUGUCGAUCGCUCGCGUCCACUCGGUAGCCUCUCUUGACGGCGGCGCAAUCCUUGUUGUCGUUGUUGACGUCGUCGGCGGUGUGGCCAAGCUGCGCGCGCUGCGCGGCGAGCCAAAGACCGCUGACACCGGUCUGCACACGAUGAGCUGGUCUUUGCUUCCGACCGAGAUUGUGCUCGACGGCGUUGCCGACACGCCGUCACUGCUGCGGGUCGCGGUCUCAUCGGCCGGCAGCGGCAUUGUGCGGUGGUGGGCCGAGGCGACGCCGAGCAAUGUGACGCGGGUUGUAUUGGAUGCUGGCUUUGCCACGCCUGUUGCGACCAAGUCCAUGCCUGCACAGCGUCAUCUGAGUGUUAUCACCUCGCCAGGCUCAACCACUCAGCUCAUGGUCGCGCUUGGCGACUAUGGCUUUGUGGCGACUGCCACCGUCGACUCGGCUUCCACGCUUGCCCAGUUUGAGGUCCAUGCCAACGGGCCUGUGCCCAACGAGUGGACCGCGCUCACCUACUACCACCACGGAAAAGUGUUCCUAGCGCUCGGUGAGUCGUCGCUCCUUGUCUCGACCGACAACGGCACAAGCUGGAAGCCGUCGCCGCUGCCGCCGAUCAACCUCAGCAACAUGUUUGUCACCGAUGAUGGCUCUAUCUGCGGCUACACCUCUGGCUCGCUCAACUGCGCUGCCGAUCCGGUGGCCGGUACCAGCUGGACGUCAGUGACGCCGACGUACGGCGUUGCCGGGUUUGCUUACGGCAACGGUGUUUGGGUCUAUGCCGACGCGCUCGGCUACCAUGCCCACCUGUGGAUGGCCUCCUCGCUGACCGGUGAGUUCAAGAAGACGUACGAGGCUCGCGGCUCGGUCAUCGACCCGCUUCCUGCCUUCACCCAGCUCUUAUUUGGCGACGGCGCGUUCUGGGCCUUUGCUCAGGGCGAGACGCAUCCCAAGCUUGUGCGGUCGACCGACGGCGAACAUUGGCACGACGUCCUCCGCCCGCUCCAGGGCUGCUCCUUCUACGGCACUGUUUACGCUGCCGGGGACAAGAUCUUCCUGCAGUGCUCGCACGAGUCGGAGGUCUUUGUGUGGGGCGGCGGGGAAAAGUGGACUCGCGUUGCCACGUUCAACGGCACCAUCGACGGCGAGGAAAUCAUUGCCCACAUCUCGGCCCUUGCCGGAGGCAGCGAUGGCUAUGUCGUCUCUGCCGGCGAGAAGAUGCUCUACUCUACAGAUGGCACGUCGUUCAAGGACGUUCCUCCGCCGGCCGUAUCGCGCAAUGUUCUCCAGUUCACCCAGCUCGCCUCGGACGGUGCCGGCAACUACGUGGCCCUCGGCCAAUACGAGUACGCUCGCGGCGGCGCCUUUGUCUGGACGGCCCGGGCCUAG